GUAUACUGUCUGUCGGGUGUACAGUGGGUGUUGUUUCGUGGCAGCACUGAAGAUGGGCGGACUUUAAGAGCAGCCAGGAAAAGACAGGACAGUCGAUACUUCCCCGGAGCACAACUAAAAGAACACGAUGGCUGCCAUUCGUAAGAAGCUGGUCAUAGUGGGUGAUGGAGCCUGUGGAAAGACCUGUUUGCUCAUUGUUUUCAGUAAAGAUCAGUUUCCUGAAGUCUACGUGCCUACAGUCUUUGAGAACUAUGUUGCAGACAUAGAGGUCGAUGGAAAACAGGUGGAGCUUGCCUUGUGGGACACGGCUGGACAGGAGGACUAUGAUCGGUUAAGACCGCUCUCGUACCCCGACACAGAUGUCAUUCUUAUGUGCUUUUCUGUUGACAGUCCUGAUAGCUUGGAGAACAUUCCAGAAAAGUGGACACCAGAGGUGAAGCAUUUCUGUCCAAAUGUUCCCAUCAUCCUCGUUGGUAACAAAAAGGAUCUCCGAAAUGAUGAGCACACACGAAGGGAACUUGCCAAAAUGAAACAGGAGCCUGUGAAGCCAGAGGAGGGGCGAGACAUGGCCAACCGAAUCAAUGCCUUUGGGUAUUUAGAAUGCUCAGCCAAGACCAAAGACGGCGUGAGAGAGGUGUUUGAGAUGGCCACCAGGGCGGCGCUGCAGGCCAGGAAACGGGGCAAAAAGACGGGCUGCCUGCUGUUAUAGAAACCUGUAGAAGAGAGGAUGUCAGUUAACAGCCCAGGAGACUUCAGAGCAGGGAGGGAGGGAGGGAGGGAGGGAUGAUGGGACGAGCCUAGCAUUCAUGUCCUAGUACAGUCAGCGUACCGCACUGAUACUGGGACAUCAUGUCAGACAAACCACAAGAGACCAACGGAAAGACUUCAGGAACAAGAUGGGAACAAGAUGACCUCAUUUCCUGUCAUCACAACGUUGGACUUAAGAGUUUUCUGGUCACAUCAAGCAAAAAAAAAUAAUAAAUGAGAUAAAAUUUCAAAACUGACUAUAUACCUAGGAUAUUUGAUGUUAUUCUUCUCCUCCCACUCUUUAGUCCCAAACUAAAAAGGUCUUUAAUAAGCAUCCUGCCUUCGGCGCCAGUUUCCUGCAUUGGACAGAUUGUAUGUAUGUUUGUAUGUGUAAGAAUAUGAAUGUUUAUGUCAAAUGAGCGCACGUCCGUCUCCAGGUCGCCAUCUCUUCUUUGUAUACGCGUGUAUCUGCCCGGCUUAAAGCACACCCUGAACAUUGAAGUGGGCGGUAUUGUGUUUAAUCUCCCACUUCAGGCUUUUUCCUUUUUUAUAGCUGAUGUCUCAAAGGAUUCUGGGCUGUAUAUUAGGGAUCUAAACCAUUUAGUGAUACUGAUUUAUUUAAAGCAUACAGUUUUUUUUAUUUUUAUUAUUAAUCAUUCGCAUUUAGAAAUAAAAUGUAAAGAAAAUC
Carassius carassius (crucian carp) is the source of this 1435-nucleotide messenger RNA. RefSeq names its product rho-related GTP-binding protein RhoA-C. Gene Ontology annotation, biological process: stress fiber assembly; cell migration; small GTPase-mediated signal transduction. NCBI's taxonomy places the organism in Eukaryota, Metazoa, Chordata, Actinopteri, Cypriniformes, Cyprinidae. The transcript is spliced from 5 exons. The record is from RefSeq and is a predicted model, not a curated record. Gene Ontology annotation, cellular component: cleavage furrow; dendritic spine. Gene Ontology annotation, molecular function: GTPase activity; GTP binding. The coding region runs from base 128 to 709 and encodes 193 amino acids.